GUGUAUUGCUCAAUCUUGUUUCAAGAAAGACGUGUGUAAGAUUUCCUUGUAACCUUGAAGAAUCAAAGACCAAUAAAGAUGUCUUCUGGCUGGGAUAGCAGUGGAGUCAGUUUCGUAAUGUCCGCCUCCAAUCUCACAAUCACUGAGAUAAUGGACAUGGGUUUUGUUGCUAGAGCACAAAACAGUUCCUCUCCUUGUCCUGCUCAGCUUGAGCAGUGGGACCACCGGAUACGUCCAAAGCAUGGGGAGUCUCCAUACCUACUCAAAGUUUCAGAGUCAACACCACUGAUAAGUGGAGGAGCAAAGCCUUGGCUAGGUGGGGAAGAAAAUCUGCCCCUUCUAAACAGGUCUUCAUUGAACCCAGAUAGUACAGUCUUUGAACUCUCAUCCUUGGUUUCUGAACCUCAAACCCAAUUCAACAACUCCAUUGUAGAGGUCUUCUAUGGUGCCAAGGUGUCCACCCCUUAUAAAAAGGAACAAAACUUUGAGACCUCUGAUACUAUGGUUGCAGAUGACCCAGUCUCCAAGCUACAAGAUUCUGAGUUGAUGGUUAGUGCAGCUGGUCUACAAAAGUCUGCACCACCAAUGUGGGAGCUCUCUGAAAUAAACUCAGCAGUAGAAGAGAGUACUCCUUCCCUAGAUGUCUCAAUCUCUGACUUGCGGUUUCAAAGUAGCUCUGAUCGUGAGCCACCUUUGCCUGCCCAGGCAACUGCUACUCCUACACCUCAUUGGGUAGGUGCAACACAUAAGGAUAUAGGACGCUCCUAUCUACAGCCUUUCCGAUAUCAACGGCAGUUGAGUGCCUCUGAAAUCCCUAUUCCUAGCAUUGUGCCACCACUACGAUCUUUAAAUUUAUCAGCAUUUUCUUUUGAUGAACUUGGUCGAGAAUGGCAAAUUGAGGUUACAGCUGGACCCAACUCUCCAGCUGGGACAGUGGCUGCAUGUGGGCCCUAAUUGAAUCCUUAGUCUAGCUUCUACCUUCUAAAGCAUGGGUCCUCAAACUGACCCCCCCCCCCCCCCAGAUGUUGCUGAACUACACCUUCCAUGAUUCUUUGAAUUACAUAGAUAGCCAGAGAAUCAUGGGAGUUUUAGUUCAGCAACAUCUGGGGGGCCGUAGUUUGAGAACCCAUGUUCUAAAGGCUAUCCUACGCAGAACACGGUCUUUAAAAAGAAGGGGAAAAUUAUAUAACAAGAAAUCUCCCAUGAAAAGUUAUUUCUGAAACAAAGGGUCUAUUUUGCAGUUGU
Pelobates fuscus (common spadefoot toad) is the source of this 1245-nucleotide messenger RNA. RefSeq lists its product as uncharacterized. Bases 79 to 954 code for a protein of 291 amino acids. The transcript has 2 exons. The record is from RefSeq and is a predicted model, not a curated record. Lineage: Eukaryota; Metazoa; Chordata; Amphibia; Anura; Pelobatidae.